This is a messenger RNA of Tribolium castaneum (red flour beetle), 3253 nucleotides long. It is a transcript of the gene ADD1, whose product is annotated as ADD domain-containing protein 1. The transcript has 9 exons. Gene Ontology annotation, molecular function: chromatin DNA binding. Gene Ontology annotation, cellular component: pericentric heterochromatin; nucleus. The record is from RefSeq and is a predicted model, not a curated record. NCBI's taxonomy places the organism in Eukaryota, Metazoa, Arthropoda, Insecta, Coleoptera, Tenebrionidae. Gene Ontology annotation, biological process: chromatin remodeling; replication fork processing. The coding region runs from base 312 to 3020 and encodes 902 amino acids.
GGACAUACGUUACUAAAAGAGCGCCAACCAGCUGGUGAAAAGCGAAACUAUUUACCGCCGAAACAGUAACAAAGUUCUCGAAGUUCUCGCGCCCCUUUGUGACAAAUUAAUUCAUUCCGAACCUGCGUAAAAUAAUUUCGACUUAUCGUCAAACUUCAUUCGUUUGAAAAUAAUUGCGGGUUUUGGCGCGUCAUCGUCAUCAGUUGAGUUUUUUCAGCAGAAUGCGGGGAUUCGGGUGAUUUUAACAAAUUCACUCGAUAUUUUUCCCAAAUUGAGCUGCAAGAAGUGGAACUAACCUCAAAUUUGUGACAAUGGAGGAUCUGCAGACGGUUUUAGAUACUGUGACCGAUUAUGGAAAAAACCAAAAUCCGGGAAACCCAGAUUUCAGUAAAGAGAGUGAAAAUGACUGUGGUGAGAAUCUCCUCAACGGAAGCGACGAACUUGAUCCUUUAGGUCUCAUGGAUCAGUGUGAUGAGAGCAUUGGCAGUAACAGUGAUGUCUGGAAAGGAAGUGACAGUGAGGAUGACAGUUUUGAAAAGGAAAAGGCACAAACUAGUCAAAUUGAAAACGUGGCUGAAGAAAAAUUGCGUGAAACCCCAGUCCCUACUGAACAGAAUGAAGAAAAAGGUGAAACUGAAGCGCCUGAAACGGUACAAAACGUGAUUGAAAGUGAAGGCACAGACAGUGCAGAGCUCCCAAAAGACCAAGAGGAAGCAGAGAAGGAACAAGAAACUGAAAAACUUGACUGUAAAACUGAUGAUCCUCUCAGUUCGAAAGAUCACGAGGAAGAAACGAUUGAAAAACUUGACUGUAAAACUGGUGAUACUGAGGUCUCAAAAGAUCAAGAGGAAGAGAAGAUUGAAAAACUUGACUGUAAAACUGGUGAUACUGAUGUCUCAAAAGAUCAAGUGGAAGAAAAGAUUGAAAAACUUGACUGUAAAACUGGUGAUACUGAUGUCUCAAAAGAUCAAGAGGAAGCAGAGAAUGAUAAAACCGGCAAUGUUGAUGAGAACUCAAAAGAUCAGGCGGAAGUAGAGAAUGAGCCUGAGAACGAGAAACUUGACUCUUCAACUGACAUCACAGCCACAAAGUCACCAGAAGUUCCUGUUGGCACUGAGAAAGCUAAUGAGGAAGAGAAAGAGUCUUUAGCUCCACAAACCUCCGAGAACCAACCAGAAUCAAGUCAAGGCCCCCUUGCUGAACCCACGCAAAAUUCUUCAAAAGAUACAACUCCCAACUGCGUAGCAGUCGACCAAGAUGAAGAUUGCCACAUGGAUUACGACGCUGAAGAUGACGAUGAUUUUGACCCAUCAUUGCUCUGUCCUGAAGUAUCAAUGGACGUUGAUGAGAAUCGUGUCAUCACCAACAAUGGUACAGUGCCAAAUGAGUCAGGUUCAGGUAGUCCAUUACCAUACGAACCGCUUUUUUCCGCAUUUGUUGACGACGUGACAGGAGCUGAAAUUGAGUUUAAUUUAACCCCUGAGGAACUCGAAUUGAAAAAAAGACUGUAUGGAGCUACCAAUCCAAUUCAAUACACACGAAUUCAUUGCACGGCUUGUAAUGUUCACUUAGGGAGUGCUUUGGAGGGCCAAAACAACCGAUUCGUCCACCCAUUGUUGAAAGUUUUAAUUUGUAAAGAAUGUUACCACUUUUACACGAGCGGUGAGUUCGAAAAAGACGAAGAUGGAAGCGAGCUCUACUGCAGGUGGUGUGGACAAGGAGGCCAAGUUCUGUGUUGCUCGAAAUGCGAAUUUGUCUUUUGCAAAAGAUGUAUUCGAACGAAUUUUGGGCGCAAGAAAAUGUUCGAAAUUCGCGACAGCGAUAGUUGGGAGUGUUUCCGUUGCAAUUCGUCGCAAAUCAUCACUCAACGAAUCGCGUGUUAUGAAUUUUUUGAAUACAUUCGUCGCGAAAUGGCAUGGACUGCUAAUGCAAAUAAUCAGGAGCUGUGGAGUAAGGAUUAUUCCCGUUGUUGUGGCGGGGAUAAAAAACGAUCAGCGGUGGGAGAAGAGAAGAAAACCAAAAGGAAAAAAUCGUCAGAUCCCGAUUAUAAUCCUUUUGUGGAUUAUAGUAAAAUGAGUGAACCCAAAACUGAUCCUCUUGCCUUUGGAGGAAAUAAAGUCACUCUUCCUAAACUAGUUCAAAUCGUGCCUAAAGUUAACUCAGUCGGGGAUAAAACGAAAGAUAACGAUAUCGAGUUUGUGAGGCAAAUUCCAGCGCCUCAUGUUACUAUCAACCCAACAAACAGACCAGCGUAUCGGACGAUAUUACCGGCUGUUAGGCCAGGGCUCCAGCCUUCAACUUACGUUCGCUUAAACCCGGCGUCCCCUCUGGCCCCCACAACAAACCGUUUCGUUUCCACAGCUAUCAAUAACCGAAAUCUUAUGAAACACGAAUGGUUUGAAAAGACUGUGCGAGCAGCGGCGCGCGUCAACUCCCACUUAUCCUACACUUUAACUCAGUUAAAUAAAGCCCAGUCGCAGGCAGGAAGUGUUGAAGAACUCGCAGUGGUUCAUAACAAGUUGCAAGAAAUUCUCAGUAGUUCUAUCAAUUCGCUCAUUCAAAUCCGGAAAAAUCUACGAACGGAGUUUAUCGCCGGCAUUAAAACCGUUCAUUUGCCCUCGAAAAAGCCCGAACAGAGUGACGACGAUGUGAUUAUUGUUAGUCCCCCAGCGGUAAUGCCAAAACCGGCCCCUUGUCCUACGAAAACUGCCAUCGAUCCGCUAAUAAUCAUCGAAAAACCCAAAACUAAUAGUACAAAAACGGUCACCACAGGGCCCCAGAAGGGCUUCCUGAAGGUAAAAUCAGUGUCAGAGUUGCAAAACAUCCCACCGGAGUGUAUAACAAUCCCUGAUGAUCCGCCUACAGUGAGCGAGAAAGCGUGCAACGGGGGUUCCCCCAAGGUAAAGACGUACAAGGUGGCGGAUAAAUCGGUUGACGUCAAAAAAAUGAUGGCAGUUAGGGUUAAUUUAAUCAGGGACGACUUAGAGAAAUUACAAAGACAGAUGAAAAAGGAUAGUUAAUGUGUUAAGUGAUGGGACUUUUUUGUACGUUCUCUUAAUAUUAUAUUGUCUAUAUGUGUCAUAAGCUACAUCAAAGCGGUGCUUAAGUAGCUUAAGUUUUUGUUAAAACAAAGCAACAUUUUUGUUCCGUGGGUCCCCUAAUUUUGUACCACUUGAGGACAGUAUUUUGUUGGAUUCGUACCCACAUAUUUAAAUUAUUAUUCUAUUGUACUGUAAAUAAAUCUUGAACCAAA